Messenger RNA from Enterobius vermicularis (human pinworm), 921 nucleotides. NCBI's taxonomy places the organism in Eukaryota, Metazoa, Nematoda, Chromadorea, Rhabditida, Oxyuridae. The record is from the annotation of a GenBank genome assembly.
AUGGACCGGUUAAAUACAUUAACAAUGACUGACUAUGGGAUCAAUCCAAACGGUAUUAAAUCGCUUGUAAUCGAUACAGUGAUACGCGGUAGAGGUCCCGACAGACUUAAGUACUUGGAUUUACAGGGCAGGUGGAAUUUAAAUGGCCAAAGCGUCAUGUGCAUUUCGUCUGCUUUUAAACACUUGGAGAGGUUGAACGAUGCAAAGGAAGCUUUUCGUAUAUUCACUGACGAACCGCUGAAUGCAAUUGGAAUGGUUGGCUGGAAACCAUCGGAACCUGUCCAAAAGGAAAAACCAAAGCCCUUACUAAUCAUUGAAGAACCAGUGAAAGUUGUUGAGAAAAAGGAAACAGUUGCUUCACCAAGAGAAUUGUUGCCACACCGAUCAGCUGGAUAUGGUUUAGCACAUCAAAAGCGUAAAUUAACUGUUCCGGAUAGGUCAAGAUCGGUAUCGCCAAACGUUGAACCGAACGUCGAGAGUAAAAAAGGUGAAAAAACUGGCGAUUUGGGUUAUGUAUCAGCAGAAGAACGAUAUGGUUCAAAAUCACCAUAUUCUGAACGACCACCGCAUAGAACUCAAGCACUUAGUCCCCAAAUUGAUUCUGGACAUCGAAAAUACGACAGCGAUUAUAGUCCAUACAGUAUUUUCAAUCGAGAUCGUCGUUAUGGAAACGAACUAACAGUAAGUGUAAAGGAAACUACACGGCAGUUGCCAUAUCGCUCGGCAGGCUACGGCGAUCAGCACGCUGCAACUCGACAAUACGAUAUAAGCCCCAAAUCAUUGCCAAGCGAUUAUUCCAGCGCCUCUGAACAAGGAUCUCCAUAUGCGAGAAAUACUGAUGAUGUUCUUGUAACGACGUAUCAUAUGACGAAAACGACCCGACGAGAGCAACAAACUCCGCUUCGCGCAACGAUCUAUUAA